AUGAAGUCUUUCGAAAACUUCGAUUUUCAUGAAGUUCAAGAUAAGUUGAGCUCUACAGAUAUAAAUUCUGAAAAUGGGGAAGGGCAUGGAGGGCAACUUUAUGCUACUGAAGACUGGGGAGAAUCAGCAGGCAUUGAUUCUAACGGUUUUGAGCAUGGAUUCUGUAAGGAUAACUCAUCAAAGGAAAAUCUAAUGUUCUUACCACGUGAGCAAGAAUCAUUCCGAGACUAUGGUCUUUUUGACUAUGGCAUUCUUGACUGUCUAAGGUAUGAUGUUCUGUCUCCACAAAUUCAAACAUCAUUAGAGGAAAUUGCAAAGCUUGGUGUUGAUCAACCAAGGAAAUCAAAGCAAGAUCAAUUUUCUGCAACCUCAUUUGAUCUCCUAACAAGUUAUGUGCUAAAACGAAUGAGCAGAGCAAGGAUCAUCAAGCCAACAAAUGAUGAUACACUGAGCUCAGAGGUGAUAAGCCAAGGAGUUUCAACUGAAGAAAUCAUGAGAAUUGCUGGAGAAAGGUUUAUCAAGUCCAUUACUAAAACUAGUGAUAUUUUCUCAAUGCUUGACAAUCCUUUUGAUCUUUCUUUCUCAGGCCACCCUGAAGAGGUGGCAAAAAAACUGGAGCUAGAUGAACUUCUUCUAGCUUCUGCUGAGAAAGUGAGCAAUCAACUAUAUGACCGUGCAAAAUUAUUGCUAAACCAAUGUGAUUUCUUGGCGUCCAGUACUAGAAAUCCAGUUGAAAGAGUAGUUCGUUGCACGCUUUGCUGUAAUUCAAGCCGUCGUGGAAAAUGUAAACGAGGCAAAGAAAAUUCAUGUAUUGAUCUUGGAAUCAGGAUGGGAGUUCAAUGGACAGGAUUGACGCAAGCUUUGGUGUCAGAAUCUGAUUGCCCUCUUCAGCUGUUAAAGAUAACAGCUGUUGGGACUAGUUUGAAACAGCUAAUUGAGGAUACUGGUAAGAGGUUAACAAAUUUUGCUCAGUCUAUUAACUUACCCUUUGCUUUUAACAUAGUUAUGGUGUCAGACAUGUUGGAUAUCAAAGACAACCUAUUUGAGUUGGAUUCUGAUGAAACACUAGUUGUUUACUGUGAAUAUUUACCUAGGAGGCUAAUUCCAUUGCCAGAUAGGUUGGAUUCCAUGAUGAAAGUGAUAAGAAUACUGAAUCCAAUUAUAAUGGUGGUUACUGAACCUGAAUACAAUUCUACUUCACCAUUUUUCGUGAACCGUUUUGUUGAAGCACUUUUCUACUUCAGUGCAUAUUUUGAUUGCCUUGAAUCUUGCAUGGGAGAUGAUCCUAACAGAAUGAUCAUAGAAUCCUUGCAUUUUGGUGAAGGAAUCAGAAACAUUGUAGCUACUGAAGGAGAGAAAAGGAAAAUCCAAAAUGCGAAGCUCGAUGUUUGGAGAAUAUUCUUUGACCGUUUUGGAAUGUUGGAGACUGAACUCAGUACAUCAUCUUUGUGCAAAGCAAAACUCAUUGCUAAGAAAUUUGCUUGUGGAAACGCUUGUACACUUGACAUGGAUGGGAAAAGCCCGCUUAUUGGAUGGAAGGGUACUCCUUUGCAUUCUCUAUCUGCUUGGAAAUUCAUUUAA
Messenger RNA from Jatropha curcas, 1581 nucleotides. RefSeq lists its product as hypothetical. Lineage: Eukaryota; Viridiplantae; Streptophyta; Magnoliopsida; Malpighiales; Euphorbiaceae. The record is from RefSeq and is a predicted model, not a curated record.